Molecule: messenger RNA, 399 nt
Organism: Williopsis jadinii
Lineage: Eukaryota; Fungi; Ascomycota; Saccharomycetes; Phaffomycetales; Wickerhamomycetaceae
Exons: 1
Coding region: 1-399 (132 amino acids)
Source: RefSeq, a predicted model, not a curated record
AUGGGUAUGUUUGUUGCAAGAAACAUCGAGUCUUUACUAGAGCAAGCUGUUCGUGGGUCUAGAACAACAGACUCGCAGGUCACAGCAGUUACGAUAACGAAGUCCUCUGGAGUUCCGCUUUGUACAGUUACAAGCAAGGACUUUUCAGUGACGAAAAUUAAGAUGUUUGCCCUCUUGGCCGCUAGACAGGGGAUCACACUAGAGGUACAAAGGUUUGAAGCCCCAGAAGAUGAUGAUGAUGAAAAGAUUUAUGGCUCACUUGUCCCAGGAACUGAAUACGGUGUCAUAUUUGUAACGGAGAGAAACUUCCCCGAGGGACUCAUCAAGAUAAGGAUGAGAAACUUAACGGAGCAGCUCAAAGACCUCGCCAAAUUUGACGAAGCUGAGGAGUACAGCUAA